This is a messenger RNA of Ilyonectria robusta, 1722 nucleotides long. RefSeq names its product amino acid permease/ SLC12A domain-containing protein. The record is from RefSeq and is a predicted model, not a curated record. Bases 1 to 1722 code for a protein of 573 amino acids. Gene Ontology annotation, cellular component: membrane. Gene Ontology annotation, biological process: amino acid transmembrane transport. Lineage: Eukaryota; Fungi; Ascomycota; Sordariomycetes; Hypocreales; Nectriaceae. Gene Ontology annotation, molecular function: amino acid transmembrane transporter activity. The transcript is spliced from 3 exons.
AUGGACUCCAAGACGGAGGCAAUCAAAACUCAGAAUGGAAGCAUCCUAAACGGCGAAUUGAGCACCAACACGGAUCACCUUCAGCGAAACCUCGGCAACCGCCAAGUCCAGCUGAUCGCCAUUGGUGGUUCCAUUGGAACGGCCAGUUUCGUCAGUAUCGGCACGGGUCUGUACAAAGGCGGCCCCGGCAGCUUGUUGAUAGCAUACACUUUCUACUCGUGCAUGUUGGCGCUAGUCAACAACUGCAUCGCCGAGAUGGCCGUCUUCAUGCCCAUUACCAGUGCCUUUAUCCGAAUGGCAGGUCAUUGGGUUGACGAGGCCUUUGGCUUCAUGGCGGGAUGGAACUUCUUCAUCUACGAAGCUGUUCUGAUUCCGUUUGAGAUUUCUGCAUUGAAUCUCGUCCUGACGUUCUGGAGAGACGACAUUCCUGUGGCCGCCGUUGUCGCUGCCUGUGUUGUGUCUUACUUCAUCUUGAAUGCUUUCACUGUCAAGUGGUACGGCGAGGCCGAGUUCUGGCUUGCUUCCGGCAAAGUCCUCCUGAUCCUGAUCGUCUUUACCUUUACUUUCGUCACCAUGGUUGGAGGGAACCCCAAACACGACGCAUACGGUUUCCGACACUGGCAGAACCCUGGAGCCUUUGCGGAAUUCAUGACGACCGGCGACUUGGGACGAUUCGAGGGUUUCCUGGGUGCCAUGUGGAGUGCGGCUUUCACUAUUGUCGGCCCCGAAUACGUUUCUAUGGUGUCUGGUGAGACCAAGCUCCCGCGAACCUACUUGAAGAACGCCUUUAAGACGACAUAUCUUCGAUUCGCGUUCUUCUUCAUUGGAGGUGCGCUCACUGUCGGAAUCGCUGUCGCCUACAACGAUCCGACUCUGGUUUCAAUCCUCAGCGGUGAAUCUGGCGGCGCCGGCACUGCCGCAGCAUCUCCCUACGUCAUUGCGAUGAACAACCUGGGCGUCGAUGUCUUGCCUCACAUUACGAACGCUCUGAUGAUUACCAGUAUCUUCUCGGCCGGCAAUGCCUACACGUACUGCGGAACCCGAAGUCUCUACGGACUUGCCCUUGAGGGUCAGGCUCCCAGGUUCCUUCGCAAGUGCACCAAGUCUGGCGUUCCCAUCUACUGCCUCUGCGUCAUCAUGCUGUUCCCUUGCCUCGCGUUCCUCAACGUCUCCAGCAGCACCGCCAAUGUCCUGACCUGGCUCACGAACAUCAUCACCGCGGCUCAGAUCAUCGAUUACAUCGUCAUCUGUAUCACCUAUGUCUUCUUCUUCAAGGCGUGUUUGGCCCAGGGCCUCGACCGCCAGACUCUUCCCUACGUCGGAUACUUCCAGCCCUACUCUGCUUGGAUCAGUGGAAUCUUCCUGUCCACGGUCGUUUGCGUUUACGGAUAUUCCGUCUUUCUUCCCGGAAAAUGGGACGUUCGCACCUUCUUCACUUACUACACCAUGCUUCUCGUUUGCCCUAUUCUUUACUUUGGGUGGAAGUUCCUCAAGGGAACGCGUAUCGUCAAGCCAUUGGAAGCCGAUCUUAUCUGGGAAAAGCCUGUCAUCGAUGCUUAUGAAGAUUCGUUCGAGGAGAUCCCAGUUGGAUUCUGGAAUGAGAUUUUGCAAAUGAUAGGUCUGGGAAAGCUCCCCCAGAACAGCUGGAGAAGUAUGAUGGAAUUCAAGAGUUGUCAAAAAGCCAAUUUUCUCAUCGAACGAGGAGCAGGGCUCGCAGCUUAG